Messenger RNA from Conger conger (European conger), 4033 nucleotides. RefSeq names its product malic enzyme 2, NAD(+)-dependent, mitochondrial (gene me2). Gene Ontology annotation, molecular function: malate dehydrogenase (decarboxylating) (NADP+) activity; NAD binding; malate dehydrogenase (decarboxylating) (NAD+) activity. Lineage: Eukaryota; Metazoa; Chordata; Actinopteri; Anguilliformes; Congridae. The record is from RefSeq and is a predicted model, not a curated record. Bases 210 to 1958 code for a protein of 582 amino acids. Gene Ontology annotation, cellular component: mitochondrion. The transcript is spliced from 15 exons. Gene Ontology annotation, biological process: malate metabolic process; pyruvate metabolic process.
UCGUCCUCCUCUCUUCUCGCUGAAGAAGACACGAGACAGCUGGCUGAAUAGCCAGUAAGUAUAUUUCUCUAUGGCCGGUUGCCUAACCAUCGCAGCUAGAAUAAAAUAGAAGCUACUAGUAAUGAGCACAUAAUCUGUGUUCCAAGUGAUAAGAAAAAAUACACUAUUUGUUGCUACACCAAACAACAGAGGUCCCGCUGCGGUGAGCCAUGUUGUCCAGACUGCGUGGGCUAGCGCGGCCGUGCCUCAGCUCCUGCCGCUGGGCGCACACCAAGGAGAAAGGGAAACCGCUGAUGCUCAACCCUCGCACCAACAAGGGCAUGGCCUUCUCCCUGAAGGAGAGGCAGAUCCUGGGCUUGCACGGGCUGCUGCCUCCCAAGGUGGAGACCCAGGGCAUCCAGGCCAUGCGCUUCCAGAGGAAUCUGGAGAAGAUGACGGACCCUCUGGAGAAGUACAUCUACCUGAUGGGGAUCCAGGAGCGCAACGAGCGGCUGUUCUACCGCGUGCUGAUGGAGGACAUCGAGAGGCUGAUGCCCAUCGUCUACACCCCCACCGUGGGGCUGGCCUGCACGCAGUACGGCCACAUCUUCCGCCGGCCCAAGGGCCUGUUCAUCUCCAUCCUGGACCGAGGCCACAUCCGCUCCAUACUGGACAACUGGCCGGAGGGCAAUGUGAAGGCGGUGGUGGUGACGGACGGCGAGCGGAUCCUGGGCCUGGGGGAUUUGGGCGUGUACGGGAUGGGCAUCCCCGUGGGGAAGCUGUGCCUGUACACGGCCUGCGCCGGGAUCCGGCCGGAGAGCCUGCUGCCCGUGUGCAUCGACGUGGGCACGGACAACGAGACGCUGCUGAAGGACCCGUUCUACAUGGGCCUGUACCAGAAGCGCGACCGCUCGCAGCUCUACGACGACCUCAUCGACGAGUUCAUGGAGGCCGUGGUGGAGAAGUACGGCCAGAGCACGCUCAUCCAGUUCGAGGACUUCGGGAACCACAACGCCUUCCGCUUCCUGCGGCGGUACCGGGAGAAGUACUGCACCUUCAACGACGACAUCCAAGGGACUGCAUCAGUGGCUCUGGCUGGGCUGUUAGCAGCACAGCGAGCCAUUGGGAAGCCCAUCAGCGAACACAGAGUCCUCUUCCUGGGAGCUGGAGAGGCUGCCCUGGGCAUCGCCAACCUGAUCGUCAUGGCAAUGAUGGAGGGGGGCACGCCGCAGGCCGAGGCCAGGAGGAAGAUCUGGAUGUUCGACAAGUACGGCCUGCUGGUGCAGGAUCGAGAACAGGCACCGGAUGGCAACCAGGAGGCCUUUGUGCACCCCAGCCCGGGCGAUGUCCAGAGCUUUCUGGACGCCGUCAAUGUAAUCAAACCGACCGCCAUUAUCGGUGUGUCUGGGGCUGGCAGACUCUUCACAAAGGAAGUCCUCACUGCCAUGGGAACGCUGAACGAGCGACCAAUCAUCUUCGCCCUGAGUAACCCAACAACCAAGGCCGAGUGCACUGCAGAAGACGCCUAUACACUCACACAGGGACGAUGCCUGUUUGCAAGCGGAAGCCCAUUUGGACCAGUCACCCUGGAUGACGGGCGCACUUUCACACCUGGACAAGGCAACAAUGCAUACAUAUUCCCAGGGGUGGCUCUGGCAGUGAUCCUCAGUGGUGUCAGACACAUCAGUGACACCGUCUUCCUGGAGGCCGCCAAGACACUGGCAGGGCAGGUGACGGAACAGGAGCUAAACGAGGGACGGCUGUACCCUCCUCUGUCCAACAUCCGGGAGGUGUCCAUCCACAUGGCAGUGAAGGUGGUGGAGUUUGUGUACGCCAGAGGCAUGGCUUUCCACUACCCGGAGCCCCUGGACAAGUUCAGCUACGUCAGGUCCGUCGUGUGGGACACCCAUUACGACUCCUUCCUGCCCGACGUGUACGACUGGCCCGCCGGCGCCCGCACGCCCCCCCAAAUCGAGUAGAGCAUCUGAGGGGGGUGGGGGGUGAGGAGAAGCGGAGAAGCGGAAAGGGGGAUGACUGGGUGGGUGUAAGGGAAUGAGAGGAGAAGGAUCCAUUGCGGCGAUACUCCACUCGCUAGGGUUAGUCAUAGAACCAGGGCCUGAGAGGCCAGUGACCACUCCUCUGUAUUUCGUUGCCAUAGUUCAUGUCGAGUUUGUGUUGUCGGUGUCAAGCUUUCGUAUUUACCAACACUCCUGAAGUUAUGCUCAAGAUUACCUCCGUCUUGCCUCAUUUGGGUUUUUCAUUGAAGUGUUUCACUGUAGGGAUGUGACCUUAAUCGUAUCUAAAGGGAAGGACACUCGUCCCUUAGCACCACUCCAGACAUAAGUGCAUUACAUUACAUCACAUAGAAAAGAUGUUUCAAUUGCUUGAGUAGAAGUACUGAAUUCACUAAUAUACAUUUUGCGUUCAAAGUAUCUUCAGAUAUUUAUUUCCAUCUUGUACCUCUUGUGAAAUAACUGGCUAAAAGUGCAGAGACAAGAUUAUUAGGCUUAUUGGUUGUGUUAAUAAGACCGACUGUAUUCCAAAAGACAGCAAUGCGAAACAGUGGGGACUCACCUGCUCAGUCUCCAUGGCAAGUGGGUAGUGUUCCACAUUCAUGCAGUCAUCUCAGAUAAGCGCUCCGUUAUCACCAAAGGGAUGAAAUGUAGGCCCGACGCGGCCGAUAAGCAGGGCUAAGAUUUGAAGAAUGGUGCAAGCCUGUGCAAAUGUCACCCUGCUUCAAUGAGACCGAGAGCUUGAAUGAUAUGGCGAAUACUUAUGACCAGUGUGCUGUGAUCGAUUUGACACGUGGGCCCUCUCCGUUGCACAAAUGGAUGAUUGACCAGCCCAGAAGCAUUAUUAUGAGCAGUGUUGUAAAUGUAUAGCAUUUAAGACCCAUCACUCUGAACACAAAUGCACUGGUUUUAUAGGAGUGACAUCCCAUGUGUAUUUGCUUGUCCGGUGCAUUUCUAGUCCUAUGCUGUUUAUAACCGAAUUGUUUUUGUAGACGGUUCCAUAUUUCAGCUAUUUUGAGUUGAUGUAGUACUGACAUAGAUUAUAUAAAUGUUCACAAAGCGCACAAGGUAAAGAGAUAUCCGUCACACAAAGCGUAUAUUAUUAUUAUUAUUAUUAUUAUUAUUAUUAUUAUUAUAACAACAACAUUAUUAUUAUUAACUGUCAUCCCACUGGGCUCAGGAAGGCUGCAAUUCUACUCGAACGGACCCUGUUUCCGUUUCUGUCACUUUCAAAUACUCCCCCCAUGUACUUUCGGAAUCUCCUUUGCCGGCAUCCAAAGUCGCCAUUCACAUAGCUCAAUUCGUCCUUCAUGGCACUUUUUUAAAUUAUGUUAUUUAAUUAAUUAUCCAUGGGGGUUAAGAGUGAUGAGUUAAAAAAUAUCCUACUUCACAUCUGAUGUUUGCGGAUAGUGAGUAUACAUCACUGCGUUAAACGUGAUGAAAUGGAUGCGCCAGGAUUUACCUUCUCUCCUUUCUUUCUUGGAUGCCUGCUGUUCUUCAUAUGCUUCUCAUAUGUAUUUAUCUCCUGCCUGGUGGCAUGUGGACCAUAGCACUGUGGUUUUGUGGUUAGAGAGUGAAUUGACCUCCUGCACAAAUUCACAGAUCUGUAGCCACCACCUCAGUAGGACGGACCAAUAUGACGAGAUUCGAAUCACUUGACUUGUUUGAGUCCUGUGAGACAUAAGGGCUUAACAUUAUUCGAUAAAUGUCCCAUUCAGAAGACCACUGUGCUGUAUCGUUCAAGUGGAUAUGCUGUGAUGUCUUGUUGAUUUUUAUUUUUGCCCGCUCCAGUUUUACUCUUAAGUGCCCUGACAAAUCUAUGGUGUAUUUAACCUCCCUGUCCCUGACUCCUGAAUCCUUCGACUGUCCCUGACUCCUGAAUCCUUCGACCAGCGGCAGUGUGGCGUGUGUAUGUCUACCCGGAGCUUAUUUUUGUAACGCACUGUUGCCUUGGCGUAUAAACGCCCUCAUCAGUGACUGUGUUGUUCCAGUCCUCCGUAUGCCCUGUUACAGGUGCGGUGAAUUAAAACUUUAGUUUUACA